This is a messenger RNA of Oryza brachyantha (malo sina), 2794 nucleotides long. Its product is annotated as glutamine--tRNA ligase-like. Bases 33 to 2435 code for a protein of 800 amino acids. Gene Ontology annotation, biological process: translation; glutaminyl-tRNA aminoacylation. The transcript has 22 exons. Gene Ontology annotation, cellular component: cytoplasm; cytosol. NCBI's taxonomy places the organism in Eukaryota, Viridiplantae, Streptophyta, Magnoliopsida, Poales, Poaceae. Gene Ontology annotation, molecular function: glutamine-tRNA ligase activity; ATP binding. The record is from RefSeq and is a predicted model, not a curated record.
CUCCCUCCUCACGCCUCCCCCCCUCGCCGGAGAUGGCGACCGGAGAAGCAGGAGGCAAGGCGGCGCCGCCGCCGCCGUCGCCGGAGCUAGUGUCAUUCCUGGCGAUUGGGCUUGACCAGCGCACGGCGGAGAACGCCCUCGCCAACCGCAAGGUCACCGCCAACCUCACCGCCGUCAUCACCGAGGCUGGUGUUGUUAGUGGAUGUGACAAAUCCGUGGGGAAUCUUCUCUACACUGUUGCGACGAAGUAUCCAGCAAAUGCUCUGGUCCAUCGCCCCGUUGUCAUCCAAUACAUUGUGUCAUCAAAGAUCAAGAGCCCUGCGCAAUUAGAUGCCGCUCUGUCAUUUCUUUCUACAUUGGGUCCUGAUUCUUUGGACACAGCAAAGUUUGAAGAGACAUGUGGAGUGGGAGUGGUUGUUUCAACUGAAGAAAUUCAGUCGACAGUUACUGAUGUCCUGAAGGAAAACAUGGAAGCCAUAGUUGAACAGCGAUAUCAUAUAAAUGUUGGCAGCUUGUGCGGACAGGUUAGGAAGCGGCAUCCCUGGGGCGAUGCUAAGUUCAUAAAGGAGGAAAUUGAUAAAAGGCUUACAGAGAUUCUUGGUCCAAAGACAGAAGCUGACAAUAUAAAGCCUAUGAAAAAGAAGAAGGAGAAGCCUGCCAAAGUUGAGGACAAAAAAACUGCAGCAGCUGCUCCUGCUCCACCUUCUGAGGAGGAACUAAAUCCCUACUCCAUAUUUCCUCAACCGGAGGAAAACUUAAAGGUCCAUACAGAAAUAUUCUUCAGCGAUGGAAAUAUAUGGAGAGCACACAACACAAAGGACAUUUUAGAGAAACAUCUUAAAACAACUGGAGGAAAAGUGAUGACCCGCUUUCCCCCAGAGCCUAAUGGCUACCUUCAUAUUGGUCAUGCUAAGGCUAUGUUUAUUGAUUUUGGACUGGCUAAAGAGCGCAAUGGACAUUGUUACGUUAGGUUUGAUGAUACAAACCCUGAGGCUGAGAAGAAAGAAUAUAUAGAUCACAUUCAAGAAAUUGUCCAAUGGAUGGGCUGGGAGCCUUACAAAGUUACCUAUACAAGUGACUAUUUCCAGGAAUUAUAUGAACUUGCUGUUUGUUUGAUAAAGAAGGGACUAGCUUAUGUUGAUCACCAGACCCCAGAAGAAAUAAAGGAGUAUAGAGAAAAGCAGAUGAAUAGUCCAUGGAGGGAUAGGCCCAUAGAAGAGUCACUGAAACUGUUUGAAGAUAUGAGGCAUGGGUUGGUUCCUGAGGGAAAAGCCACUCUUCGGAUGAAACAAGACAUGCAGAAUGACAACAAGAACAUGGCUGACUUGAUAGCAUAUAGAAUAAAGUUUACACCUCAUCCCCAUGCUGGCGACAAGUGGUUUAUCUAUCCAAGUUAUGACUAUGCUCAUUGUUUGGUAGAUUCUCUUGAAAAUAUUACACAUUCGCUGUGCACGCUAGAAUUUGACAUACGCCGACCUUCGUACUACUGGCUGCUCGUAGCCCUGGACCAGUACCAGCCAUAUGUUUGGGAAUAUUCAAGGCUAAACAUAUCGAACAAUGUUAUGUCCAAGAGAAAGCUAAAUAGACUCGUGACAGAGAAGUGGGUAGAUGGGUGGGAUGAUCCUCGCCUGUUGACACUUGCAGGACUACGGCGGAGGGGAGUAUCAUCAACAGCUAUUAAUUCCUUUAUUCGUGGAAUGGGCAUAACAAGAAGUGACAAUAGCUUGAUACGCGUAGAGCGCCUUGAAUAUCAUAUUAGAGAAGAGCUUAACAAAGUAGCUUCUCGUACUAUGGUUGUUUUGCAUCCCCUAAAGGUUGUUAUAACUAAUUUAGAAUCUGGAAAAAUAAUAGACCUUGAUGCAAAAAAGUGGCCUGAUGCUCCAGGAGAUGAUGCUUCAGCCUAUUACAAGGUUCCAUUCUCAAGAACUGUCUACAUAGAACAGUCUGAUUUUCGGGUAAAGGAUUCAAAAGAUUAUUAUGGGCUUGCUCCUGGUAAAACAGUACUACUAAGGUAUGCAUUCCCGAUAAAAUGUACGGAAGUUAUCUAUGGUGAUAAUACAGAUAAUAUUGUUGAGAUCCGUGCUGAGUAUGACCCUUCAAAGGCUACAAAACCAAAGGGUGUGUUGCACUGGGUUGCUGAACCUUCUCCAGGGGUUGACCCACUCAAAGUGGAAAUCAGAUUGUUUGAGAGAUUAUUUCUUUCAGAGAAUCCUGUGGAGCUUGAGGAUUGGCUGGGUGAUCUCAACCCACGAUCAAAGGAAGUAAUUAAGGGCGCCUAUGCCGUGCCUUCACUUGCAACUGCAGCUCUUGGGGACAAAUUUCAGUUUGAACGCCUCGGUUAUUUCGCUGUGGAUUCUGACUCGACGCCUGAGGAACUGGUGUUCAACAGAACGGUUACCCUGCGUGAUUCCUAUGGAAAAGCUGGACCGAAGUGAUUGUCUUGUUUCUGGAUAAAGGUUGGUGUAAUAGUGUAAUACUUGAUCUUUACUUUAGAGCUGUCAAAUACACCUAUCGGCUAAUCUCAAAUUUUGUUUACAUGAUUGUGACCAUGGAAGUGCCUUUUGUAUUAAUCAGAUAUGUUUACAUUACAGUUGCAACAGAAACUAGAAACUUUGUUAAGUUAUAUUGCUGUCGCAGCUGUGCUCCGUAUGAAGAUACUCCUGUUAUAACUAUUGAGAACAAAUAUUAAGAAAAUAGGUAGAAAUGAUUAGAGAGAUGUUGUGCUUGGUUAAGAGAACGUAUUUUGAGAAAUUAAAUGGAAAAGGGUUAUGAUUGGUUGAGAUAGCAGUGCAGG